Penicillium daleae is the source of this 2079-nucleotide messenger RNA. It is a transcript of the gene faa4, whose product is annotated as long-chain fatty acid-CoA ligase FAA1. The record is from RefSeq and is a predicted model, not a curated record. Gene Ontology annotation, cellular component: plasma membrane; lipid droplet; endoplasmic reticulum. Lineage: Eukaryota; Fungi; Ascomycota; Eurotiomycetes; Eurotiales; Aspergillaceae. Gene Ontology annotation, biological process: long-chain fatty acid metabolic process; long-chain fatty-acyl-CoA metabolic process. The transcript has 3 exons. Bases 1 to 2079 code for a protein of 692 amino acids. Gene Ontology annotation, molecular function: long-chain fatty acid-CoA ligase activity.
AUGUCGAAGCGCGACCUCCACCUCCAGCCGCGCAUGGUCAAGAAGGGCCCCUUCUCGGUCGAGGCUGCUGGUUAUGAAAAGAAGGAGGGCGAGACGAUUCCUCGUCGCCACCCUGCUGCGAAGAAUGGCCUCAUCCUGCGCCCUUCCGAGGACGUUGCGACCACCUAUGACAAUUUCCGCCGCUCCGCCCGGUUGUACGGCAACAACAAGGCCGUCGCCAGCCGCAAGCUGAUCAAGACGCACGUGGAGAACAAGAAGAUCAAGAAGAUGGUAGAUGGCGUGGAGCAGGAGGUCGAAAAGCAAUGGACCUACUUCGAGAUGAGCGGGUACACCUACAUGACCUUCCUUGAGUACGAGCAGCUCUGCCUUCAGCUCGGUGCGGGUCUGCGCAGUCUGGGUAUGGAGAAGGAUGCUCGUCUUCACCUGUAUGGUGCGACCAGCGCACACUGGCUGGCCAUGUCGCACGGUGCCGCAUCGCAAUCCAUCACUAUUGUCACCGCUUAUGAUACCCUGGGCGAGGAGGGCCUCAAGCACUCCCUGGUCCAAACCGCCUCCACAGCCAUCUUCCUCGACCCCGGUCUGAUCAAGUCUCUGACCCACGUCCUGAAGGAUAUUCCCUCAAUCAAGCACAUCAUCUACAACACCGACGGCGAGGUCAAGCAGGAUGACCUGGACAAGCUGAAGACCGACUUCGCACACAUCAACGUGGUCAGCUUCGAGGAAUUGCGCAAGUCUGGCGAGGAGAACCCCGUGGACCCCGUGCCGCCCAAGCCCGAGGAUCUGUGCUGCAUCAUGUACACCUCUGGCUCGACCGGCCCGCCCCAAGGGUGUCCCUCUGACCCAGGCAAACGUGUCAACGAGAUCGUCGGCCCUUACAUUGGUCCCAAGGAUUCGCUGCUCACUUACCUGCCGCAAGCGCACAUUCUGGAAUUCAUGUUUGAGAACCUGUGCUUGUUCUGGGGUGGCUGCAUGGGAUACGGCAACCCCCGCACAUUGUCCGAUACUUCCAUGCGCAACUGCAAGGGUGAUAUCCGCGAGUUCCAGCCUACCAUUUUGGUCGGCGUUCCGGCUGUGUGGGAGUCCGUCAAGAAGGGUGUGUUGAACAACCUGAACAAGAACAGCUUCAUCAUCAAGGGCAUGUUCUGGGGUGCUAUGGCCGCCAAAAACUUCCUGUUGACCAAUGGCUUCCCUGGAGCUGGCUUCGGUGCCUCAGUCCUGGAUGCCGUGGUUUUCAAGAAGCUCAAGGAGGCUACCGGUGGUCAUCUCCGUAUCAUGAUGAACGGCGGUGGUCCCAUCUCCAAGGACACCCAGCGAUUCCUCUCGAUGGCCAUUGCUCCCAUGAUCGGCGGUUACGGCCUGACCGAGACCUCGGCCAUGGGUGCUCUGAACGACCCCUUGGCAUGGAACCCCAACGUGCUCGGUGAGGUUCCUGCCUCGGUUGAGAUUAAGCUGGUCGACUUCCCCGAUGCCGGCUACCUGACCAAAAGCCACCCCCCUCAGGGUGAGAUUUUCAUCCGUGGCGGCAGUGUGACAUCGGGCUACUUCGACAACGAGGAGGAGACCAAGGCCUCCCUGACCGAGGACGGGUGGUUCAUGACCGGCGACAUUGGCGAGUUCGACGUCAAUGGUCACCUGCGCAUCAUUGACCGUAAGAAGAACCUGGUUAAGACCUUGAACGGCGAGUAUAUCGCUCUUGAGAAGCUCGAGUCCGUGUAUCGCUCCACGCCCGUUGUUGGCAACAUCUGCGUUUACGCUGCAGAGGACCAGGACAAGCCUGUUGCUAUCAUUGUCCCAAUCGAGAUUGCGCUCAAGAAGAUCGCCAGCGACAACGGUAUUGAGGGUGACAGCAUUGAAUCUCUCGUGCACAACGAGAAGAUCAAGAACCUGGUUCUGCAGCAAUUGAAGAGCUCUGGGCGUGCUGGUGGCCUGAGGGGUAUCGAGAUUAUCAACGGCGUUGUGCUCUCCGACGAGGAGUGGACUCCUCAUAACGGCUACAUGACUGCUGCCCAGAAGUUGCAGCGCAAGAAGAUCGUGAACAAGUACAAGGCCGACAUUGACAAGGCCUACGGCAAGAAAUAA